UUCCGGCGCGAGGCCUCAGAUAAUCAUGGCGGCCCUUAGAACUUCAAUGUCGCUGUGGGGAUUCGUGAUAGGUUCUGGAGGCACGGAGCUGGCCUGUAUCCGGUCCCGAACCCAGCUUCAGCCGGAUGCUCUGUUCCAGCCGCUGCCUCUGCCCCUCGCGGUAGGGCUGCCUCGCCGUCGGCUCAGCUCUUCCGCCGCAGAAUCUGGUAUCUCACAGAUCAAGAAACCUACAUUUAUGGAUAAAGAAGUUCAAAGCAUCCUUAUCAAGAUGACAGGAUUGAACUUGGAGAAGAUUUUUAAGCCAGCUAUACAAAAGCUGAAGCCACCAACCUAUAAACUAAUGACCCAGGCACAGUUGGAAGAGGCUACCAGAAAGGCAGUUGAAGCAGCUAAAGUGCGAUUGAAAAUGCCACCAGUUCUGGAAGAACGAACACCAAUAAAUGAUGUGUUAGCAGAAGAUAAGAUUUUGGAAGGAAUGGAAACAGCCAAAUAUGUGUUUACUGAUAUAUCAUAUACCAUACCACAUCGGGAACGUUUUAUUGUGGUAAGAGAACCAAGUGGCACACUACGCAAAGCUUCUUGGGAAGAACGGGAUCGGAUGAUACAAAUUUAUUUCCCCAAAGAAGGUCGUAGGGUUUUACCACCAAUAAUUUUCAAGGAAGAAAACCUUAAGACCAUGUACAGUCAGGACCGGCAUGUUGAUGUCCUUAAUCUUUGUGUUGCCCAGUUUGAGCCAGAUUCUACUGAGUACAUCAAGGUUCAUCACCAGACCUAUGAAGAUAUCGAUAAACAUGGAAAAUAUGACCUUUUACGUUCAACAAGACACUUUGGUGGAAUGGCCUGGUAUUUUGUAAAUAAGAAAAGGAUUGAUGGUUUGCUCAUUGACCAGAUUCAGAGAGAUUUAGCUGAUGAUGCCACCAGCUUGGUCCAGCUGUAUCACAUGCUCCAUCCAGAUGGCCCAUCAGCUCAAGAGGCCAGAGAGCAGGCUGCUGAGGGAAUAAAUUUAAUUAAGGUCUUUGCAAAAACAGAAGCACAGAGGGGUGCAUAUGUAGAAUUAACACUUCAAACUUAUCAAGAAGCAUUCAUUAGCCAUUCUGCGGCUUCCUGAAAAUACUUUAAAGUUAUAUUUUGUUUUAUAAAAACUGCGUACUUGUCUCCUUUACAGUGAAUGUUUAAGUUUAAAAAUGUCAGAAUUAAAAGUACUGAUUUGUAAUUUUCUAUAACAACUUUGCUUUUAAAAUUUCAGAUUGUGUCUCUGACAAAAAAAUACAAAGAAUAACUUGUUACCCAACUCACUUUUCUAGGCUGCCAGGGAAUGAAUAUUUCUGAAUACCUGAUUAUGAAUUUCUCUGAUGAUGUUAGACAAGUGCAAAGUUAAGAAAAAGAAUAAAAGUCUGCCUUUUCUGUGGUAUCAAACCAGGUAUCACUUAAUUGGUAAUACAGAUGCAGCCUGGCUUUCUGAGAUCAGAAUAGGGGUUGUAGGUAUAUAAUAGUUACAGUCAUCAUUGGGUUCUUGUACCUUUACAUGACAUAUCUUGGUUCUUA
Molecule: messenger RNA, 1545 nt
Organism: Fukomys damarensis (Damara mole-rat)
Lineage: Eukaryota; Metazoa; Chordata; Mammalia; Rodentia; Bathyergidae
Gene: Mrps22
Product: mitochondrial ribosomal protein S22
Exons: 8
Coding region: 26-1108 (360 amino acids)
Cellular component (GO): mitochondrial small ribosomal subunit
Molecular function (GO): structural constituent of ribosome
Source: RefSeq, a predicted model, not a curated record